AUGUACGACAACAUCGUGCCGGAGUUGGAACAAAUGUAUGCCAGCGUUGGGGUGUCGUUGCAAUUCAAACCAAACAAAUAUCGAUUUGCGCAUGAAAUGAGUUGCAACUACAUUUUGAUGGAAGAUCUGCAGGCGAGGGGAUUUGAAAUGGCACCGCGUCGGGAGGGGCUCGACGUCGCACAUACAAAGACAGUACUUGACAAGCUAGCCCAGUGGCAUGCGGCCUCGGUUAAGAGAAUUGUAGUUAAGGGCGCCUACCCGGAGGGAUAUAUCAAGAGUUACUUCUCAGAGCAGAAUUUGCCUUUUAUCGUCAAAAUGAAUGCAGCGUUUAACGAGCCAUUCGCGCAAUGCAUGGAUGCCUACGACUUGAUUCCCACAGAGAAGGAGCUUAUAACUCAAUGCGAUAAAAGCGCUCCGAAUACGCAAUUGAGUUAA
This is a messenger RNA of Rhagoletis zephyria (snowberry fruit fly), 435 nucleotides long. RefSeq lists its product as uncharacterized. The record is from RefSeq and is a predicted model, not a curated record. Lineage: Eukaryota; Metazoa; Arthropoda; Insecta; Diptera; Tephritidae.